Messenger RNA from Paramuricea clavata, 393 nucleotides. The record is from the annotation of a GenBank genome assembly. NCBI's taxonomy places the organism in Eukaryota, Metazoa, Cnidaria, Anthozoa, Malacalcyonacea, Plexauridae.
AUGGUUGGCGAAGACGGCGCCGACGUCGGAGACGAUGUUCACCUCGUAAUUGCGCUAUGUCGGCGUGGAGUAACUGGUCUCCGUGUACUGCGACGUGUGGUAGUUCAGGCGAAAAGACAAGAACUCGUUCUGUGCAAAUUCUUCCUGCCUGUGGCGGCAGUUCUUGUGGUUCCACCUCAGAAACACAACAUUGUCCCGGAACGUGUUGUCCAAUUGCGUGCUCGUUUUCUUGGACAUCGUGGAGUUCGUGUUCUGCUACAUGCCAAUACGGGACACGGAAAAGGAAUCAUUUUAUCUGGAGGAUACAGACUUGUGGAGGAACACCUUGUCCUGCAAGCCCGCAGACUCAGCGCUGUGACAGUGGAAGGUAUUAUGCCUAUAAAACAUACCUAA